AAAAAUUAAUAAAUUCAACUCGGGAAGCCCUCUGCAUCCAAGGAAUGCUCAGUCAGUCCCAGUCCCCACCAACAGAGGGCAGUGGCGGUGGAAUGGGUUCUCGAAGGGGCAGCCUCACAAGCCUGAGCAGUGUGACGUCCAUGUUGGAGGAGAAGGACGAUGAGAAGAUCCGUUGCUGUCACCACUGUAUGGACACACUGUUGAAACGGCAGCAGAAGCUUGAUGAAAAAGACUUUGUACCUGACAUUGUCAAACUAUAUGAGAGACUAAGGUUGUGCAUGGAGAAGGUGGAUGAAAAAGCACCAGAAUAUAUUCGAAUGGCAGAGUCUCUCAAUGCUGGGGAAACUGCGUAUAAUCUCGACACUGCUGGUGGUUUGAGGCUAGAAGUUCAGAAAUACUAUGAACUUAUUGAUGCUCUUAGUAAAAAGAUUUUAACACUGGGAUUAAAAAGUGAACCACCGCCUCAUCCAAAAAAUCUGCAGCUCCAGAGGAUGAUCCGAUAUUCAGCCACACUAUUUGUACAGGAGAAACUAUUGGGUCUUAUGUCUUUACCCACCAAAGAAAAAUAUGAAGAGUUGAAAGAAAAAAGAGCACAAGAACAAGAAAAGAGACUCCAACAAGAAAGACUGGCUGCACAAGAGGCAUUGAAGCGAAGACAGGAGAGAGAGAAAGACGACAGAAGUCGUCCUAAUGGAGAAUUACCACAAGUAUUGAGAGGUCCACGCAUGACCAAGGCCGGUGGCUGGUUACCCUCCUCUGACACACGCAGCGAAAUCGAAGACCCCCUGCUUCAACAGAUCGAGAACAUCCAGUCCUUUUUACGGCAGGCCAGAGAGGCAAAUAGGGCAGAUGAGGUUGCCAUGUUGGAGGAAAACCUACGACAGCUUCAGGAUGAAUAUGACCAACAGCAAACAAGCCUGGCUAUUGCCCUGUCCCAGAAGUUGGCAGAAGAGGAAACUUUGCAACAAGGGGAACUGCAACGAUUGGAGGAGAAGGAACGAGAGGAGAGAGAGAGCCGGGAAGCUAAUAUUAGCUUUCUUCAGACACCGUAUACUUGGGAAAAAUCUUUAGAUAUCACGCCACAGACUGGAUUGAGAAGAGAUGAGGAUACAGCAGUAGUGGAGGACCAAGGUCCUAGAGCUGACAGGAGCCCUAACUCCCUCCGGGUUUUGCCUGAUAACCCAGAAGAGUCACCUCCCAGGUUGAGAAGUUUGGGUGGACAUGUAACUCCCCCUAGUGGCGAAGGACAGAGUAGCAUCUCACUUAACCCUUUCGAUGAAGAGGACUCCACUCCCAUUGAGGAAGAUAACCCAUUUUUUGAGGACAUUCAGAAGGAGCACAAAGAAGUAGCUAAUGUGGCUAGUGCUAAUGGUAAGAAAGAAUACAACCCUUUUGAUGAAGAGGAAGAGGAAAAUGAGGGUGAGGCAAAGUAUAGUACUAACCCAUUCGAGGAGAGUGACGUUGGUAAUCCAUUUUUGGAGGCCAGCGGGACUGAAGUCUCAACUAAUCCUUUUGAGGAAGAUGACAAUGAUGUUUUGCCAGAUGUGGAUAUGAUCGAGGAGGAACUGCUGCUUCAGCAAAUUGAUAACAUCAGAGCUUAUAUUUUUGAUGCAAAACUCAGCGGACGCCUGGAUGAAGUUGAGCUUUUGUCCCAGAACUUAAGAGAGCUACAGCAAACGCUACAAGAGCAGAAGAAGAAAAAGCAAUGAUAAAAGGCGACAAACCAUAUUUUGGAACCAAUGUGUUGAGACAAAUGAGCCCACUGCUAACUGACUACCGCACAGAAACACAAAAGGAGCACCCAAAAUUUAAAAUCCACUUUGACUUUUAAUUGCCUGAAGAUUGAUAUUUCUAUAAACCAAUGUAAAAAAAUAAAGUCCAUAGAAAGAAAACAGUUAUAUACUAGGUGUCAGGUGCAUGUCACUAAUGGGAAAGCCGCACAAUGACUGGCAAAUUGAUGAAUAUCGCUGCAUUUUUUGCACAUAAUAGAAGAAUGAUGUUAGAAUUGCAUAGUAAUAAGUGACUGUUUUCUGUUAGGUUUAUAGUAAAGUCAUUAUUUAGGAUCACAAAUAGGCUGCCAAAAGUCUAAUUUACCAAAUAUAGGUGUUUAAAUAUUUAAUAAUUUGAUUGCAAACAAGUAAAAAUUAGACAAGUACAACUUCUGGCAAGAUUUUAUCUUUCAUUCUACAAUUUUAAAUGACAUGUUUCAAUGACACUAUUUCAAACACACUAUAGAUGUGAACUUUAUUUACACCUUAAUCAUGUCAAAGUACUACUAACAAUGUGACUUUAUACAGCUAAAAAGCGCUGUGAUAUUUUAAUUGUUUUGUUACAAAUUUAUUACAAUUUUUUUUCUCCAGUUCGGUUCAGAUGUUAAAAUACAGAACGAGAUUAGGCUUCAGAACUACAUGUAUCUCAGCUGUGUAUAGCAAUGAGUGGAUGGUGUGUGCCUAAGUAAAUGAAAAAGAUCUAAACUAUUUCCCAUUUCUUCCCACAAUAUCUUGAUAUAUAGAUAUUAUUUCAAACAUUUUUUGCUGUACUGUUUUCUUACUAAUUUUGUUAGUAAUUUAUGACUUGUUAUAUUAACAUGCCACCAAAACCAGCAACAGACUGUAAAACACUACUUGGAUGGACAAUAGACAAACUAGGAAUAGUUGACAGACAAAAGCAACUAAUUAUGUAAGUAUGUUUUGUAAAGAAAACUUUUACAUUCAAGGACAUGGAACUACAACUCACCACUAGGUUAAAUGCAGAACAUGCUAUCUAUACAAAUGCCAGCAAGUAUUACAUUAUUUUCUUAGUGCUGCUAAUGCCAUAGUCUUCUGCAUAUGUGUUUAACACUCAUUUGCUUAUCACUGUUUUGUGAAUACAAAUGUGACUUUUUAUCAUUAAUUGUAUUAGCAGAUUUGGACUUAAAAGUAACAUUUACUUGAACAAAUUAAUUAAUAAAAAUACACUUGUGAUUUUUAUAAAACAAAUGUAAAUUUAUUAAACCACUUGUCAUCUCCUCAUAAAUAAAAAUCUGUAAAGUAA
Boleophthalmus pectinirostris (great blue-spotted mudskipper) is the source of this 3033-nucleotide messenger RNA. RefSeq names its product rabenosyn-5. The record is from RefSeq and is a predicted model, not a curated record. NCBI's taxonomy places the organism in Eukaryota, Metazoa, Chordata, Actinopteri, Gobiiformes, Gobiidae. The annotation marks the transcript as partial. The transcript is spliced from 6 exons.